This is a messenger RNA of Xenopus tropicalis (tropical clawed frog), 1659 nucleotides long. It is a transcript of the gene moxd2, whose product is annotated as monooxygenase, DBH-like 2. The transcript is spliced from 13 exons. The record is from RefSeq and is a predicted model, not a curated record. Lineage: Eukaryota; Metazoa; Chordata; Amphibia; Anura; Pipidae. Gene Ontology annotation, molecular function: monooxygenase activity; copper ion binding; dopamine beta-monooxygenase activity. Bases 1 to 1659 code for a protein of 552 amino acids.
AUGUGGCGCCUUGGGCUGUUACUCUUUGGCUCCAUCUCCAUGGGAGGCUGCUGGGGGGUCCACUUACAGUUUUCACGGGUGAUGAAAGUUCGAGGUCGGAAAGAUUCUGCCCUUUUACGUUGGGGGGUCGAUAGACACAGGGAGCAGAUUGCCUUGGAGGUUCAGGUCCCAAGGGCUUCAUGGGUGGCUCUGGCUCUGAAUCUUGAGAGGAACCUGACCGGCUCCGAUGUUGUUAUUGGCGGCUGGAAUGGAGACACAGAGAUAUUCUAUGAUGCUCAUAUUGACUCCCAAUGGCCCCCAGUAAGGGACAACUCCCAGGACUAUGAGUUACUGGAGCUGAGGAGGAACGAGACCCACAGUACCCUCAGGGUGUGGCGCAAGUGGUUUACCUGUGACCCACAGGACUAUGACUUUGAGGAUUGUACCACCUACGUGACUGCGUAUUUUGGAGAAAGUCCGGAUCUGCGGGAUGGGGCAGAAAACGCUUUCUCCAAGUCCAUAUAUUUCAUGGAGAUUAAGUCUGAGGUGCAACUGCCCAGCGAGCUCCUUUACUAUGAUAUAAAGAGGGAUGAUUUUCUGAUACCAGAAGAAGACACCACCUACGCAUGUUCCUUCAUUCCAUUGCCUCAAGUUGCAACAAAACACCACAUUGUAAAGUAUGAGGUGAAUAUUGACCCCCAAAGCGACGGCAUCGUCCACCACAUUCUGAUUUACGCCUGCGACGCCAACGCAGAGAUUGUGCCUGAGGUUGGCGACUGCUACGGGAGUGACAUCCGCUAUUCCCAGUGCCUGAAUGUCAUGUUUGGCUGGGCUGUGGGGGGAGAGGACUUUUUUUACCCAGAAAUUGCUGGUGUGUCCAUUGGUACCAAGUAUGACCCUCAGUACGUUCGGCUUGAAAUCCAUUACAGCAACUUUGAUGGAAUCUCAGGUAUCAGGGAUAACUCGGGAAUUAGGGUUUCUUACACCCCAGAACUUCGGCAACUUGAUGCAGGCAUCCUAAUGGCGGGGGUCCUAACCUUCCCCAUUCAGUUCAUCCCCCCCGGAGCCGAGGCCUUCAGGAGCUACGGUCUCUGCGACACUGGAAUGAUCCCGCAGUCAUUGGAUGAGCCCACGGGGGAUCUCACGGCUUACGCUUUCCUGUUACACGCGCACCUGACGGCACAUGGGAUCCGGUUACUGCAUUACAGGAAUGGCACCCACAUUGGCAGUCUGGGCGAGGACAAGUCCUACGAUUUUGGCUUCCAACAAAUCCGCUAUUUCCCUAAACCUAUUGAUAUAAAAAUGGGGGACCAGAUUGUGGUCGAAUGCACAGGGAGCACGAUGGACCGAGACUCUGUGACCUACGGGGGUCCCAGCUCCCUGAAUGAGAUGUGCCUGGGCUUUCUCUUUUAUUACCCCAAUAUUCCUAUCGCCACCUGCUGGAGCUUCUAUGACCUGAACCAUGUGACUGAUGCUUUGGGGUUGGAACCAGAGGAGAGUGUGAUGGACGCCAUUUUCUCCAUGGAUACAGUAGACUGGGACGAUGAGACCAGAGCAAAGGCCCAGAGAGCCAUCAUGGAGUCCAAUCACACAGUCGUUAUCCAGAACCGCAGGUGGCUGCUGCCUUUGCCCUAUGUGCCCCAAGCUGAGGGUCUGGGCCGGUGCACCUCUACUUGGUGA